Molecule: messenger RNA, 1341 nt
Organism: Cercospora beticola
Lineage: Eukaryota; Fungi; Ascomycota; Dothideomycetes; Mycosphaerellales; Mycosphaerellaceae
Biological process (GO): biosynthetic process
Source: RefSeq, a predicted model, not a curated record
AUGGGCAGGCCAGAGGAAGAGCAGUAUCAGCGGACGAUAGACAUCCUGUGUCAGGAGAGCCAGACUCCUCAGGAAGAACUCACCGAUGACAUGGCUAUGGCGGAUCUGCUGACGGAUCCUUUGCUUUCGGUGGCCAUUAGCGCGCGAUUGAAGAAAGAGCUGCAGCUCGAUUUCAGCGCUGAUGACUUGGUCAAUUUGAGAGCUAUUGGCGAUCUGAAGACGACCUUGUUGGGGAGUGGAAGACAAGAAGUACCUCCUUUGUCAUUGACAACGUCACCAUCGGAUUACUCCGAUUCAAGACUUCCCUCGACACCAGAGGAUCUGGCCAUUCCAAUGCGAUCCACCUCGAUGGCAAAUGGAGGAAUGAAGUCAACAGAGUCGCUCCACUCGCCAAUGAUCGGCACGCCUGUGGAGAGAAUAGCACGAUUAGGAACGCCUUCGUCUACUUCCAUGGCCACACCUUUAGAAGAGCUCGAGCCGUGGGCGGUGACACCGCCUCCGAUAUCACGCGAGCCAUCGCCUUCGAUUCGAUACACCACGUCACGCGAUGCAUCACCUGCGAUGCCGACAGCGACUUCCGUAGUCAUGCAGGGCCGGCCGGGGACGGCGUCCUGGGCAGUCUUUUUAUUCCCCGAUGGAUCAGGGAGCGAGCGGUCGUACGUCAACCUCCCUCGUAUUGCCCUCGAUGUGGUUGUUUAUGGAUUACAGUGUCCCUUCCUCAAACGACCAGCUGAUAUGAUGUGUUCAUGGGAUGGCCUGGUCGAAACUUACAUCACGGAGAUCCAAAGACGUCAGCCUCAGGGUCCAUACGAUUUCGCUGGAUAUGCCGCGGGAGGCGCUCUCGCCUUUCGUGCAGCGCAGCUUCUGGUUGCUCGAGGGGAGAAAGUCAAUAGUAUGACACUCAUCAAUAGUCCGGUGCCCGAGACCUUAGGCCAUUUAUCAGAUGAGCUGUACGAGUACAUCCGCUCAGUGCGCGACUGGAGGUACGGAGGGCAUAUUCCAGAAUGGGUGCUGCCACAUCUCAAGGCUUUCACCAAGGUCCUGAAUUCGUAUCGGCAAAGUAGGUGUGGCAUUGGCGCAGUGAAGAACGUGCGGAUCCUGUGGGCUGGACGCGGAGUUCCCGACGAAGCUCCGCCACCACCUCAUGCGCUUUCUGACGGGGAGAAAAGCGUCAUCAGGUUUCUGACAGAGGCGAGGCGUGACUUUGGGCCUGGUGGAUGGGAGGUGUUGUUGCCCGGCAGUGAAAUCUGGUGCGGAAAGCUCGAUGCAGACCAUUUCGAGAUGAUGAGCUCCGAAUAUGCGCCGCAGAUUUCUAUUUGCAUUGCAGAGGCCCUGCAGUAG